AUGUGGCCCACAGGCCUUGUUUCGUCGUCUGUGCCACCGUAUAUUCUGACCGUCGAAGCGGUGUAUUUGGACGACAUCCUGGUUACCGGCACCUACGACGGGGACCAGCUGCAGAACCUGCACAACGUCCUGGCACGAUUGCAGGACGCCGGUCUCAAGCUCAAGCUGGAAAUGUUCGUUUUCCAGUCCCCCAGUGUUGAGUACCUGGGACAGGUCAUGUCCCAGGCCGGCCUGUCCCCGGCCCCCCGCAAGGUUGAUGCUAUAGUCAAGGUGCCAAAGCCCCACAACAAGGAGCUUAAGAGCUACCUCGGCCUCAUCAAGUUCUACAGGAGUUUCCUGCCGAACCUGCCAGCACAUCUACAGCCCUCAAUCUUCUGCUUCGUGAUGCUACCGGCUGGGUACCGUCCAGGAAAGAAUCUGCGACCUGCUGAUGCCCUGAGCCUCCUGCCCCUGCCGGAGGUGCCUGCUACUGCUCCAGAGCCUGCUGAACUGUUCAUGCUGGAGCACGCGUACCCGGAGGUACUCUCCAGAUCUGCAGUGUCACAGGCGACCAGCCAUGACCCAGUCCUGUCCCGGGUGGUCAAGGGGAUGUCCUCAGGGGAGGAGUUGGUGCAGCAGGAUUACAGCCACAAGGCUGCUGAGUUGUACCUGCAGCAGGACUGCCUACUGUGGGGUUCCAGGGUGGUGAUCCCACAAAGUAUCCGGUCCAGGGUCCUUCAGUUGCUGCACGCGGGUCAUCCUGGUGUGGAAAAGACAAAGAUGGAGGCCCGGCCCCACGUUUGGUGA
Dermacentor silvarum is the source of this 786-nucleotide messenger RNA. RefSeq lists its product as uncharacterized. The record is from RefSeq and is a predicted model, not a curated record. Lineage: Eukaryota; Metazoa; Arthropoda; Arachnida; Ixodida; Ixodidae. The transcript has 2 exons. The coding region runs from base 1 to 786 and encodes 261 amino acids.